This is a messenger RNA of Clunio marinus, 180 nucleotides long. The record is from the annotation of a GenBank genome assembly. NCBI's taxonomy places the organism in Eukaryota, Metazoa, Arthropoda, Insecta, Diptera, Chironomidae.
AUGUCUUGUCGCUAUUGUAAUAAAAUUCGUUGUUUAUUACAAGCAGACAACGAUAUUGCUGCUGGUACAACAAGUUACAGAACUAAAUUAUAUGCUUACAUAACAUUUGAUGAUAAAACACGUGUGGAUUUUAAAAAUAACAUUACACGCUGGGUUAGUUUAUCAGUGAUAUCACUUUGA